Molecule: messenger RNA, 9578 nt
Organism: Marmota monax (woodchuck)
Lineage: Eukaryota; Metazoa; Chordata; Mammalia; Rodentia; Sciuridae
Gene: Slc38a9
Product: solute carrier family 38 member 9
Exons: 15
Coding region: 188-1873 (561 amino acids)
Biological process (GO): amino acid transmembrane transport
Molecular function (GO): amino acid transmembrane transporter activity
Source: RefSeq, a predicted model, not a curated record
AGGCCGCCGGUCCGGCGCACACAGAACUCCAUUGCCCGCCGGUCCCCGCGGCCCAAGGCAUUGCCUCUUCCUGUUUGGGUGACUAAUAGUCCGGCGGCCGCGAAUUGCGAGGGUUUGGAAAAGGGUCUACGCUUUCCCGUCCAGCUGGCCUGCUCAGGGCUUCCCUAGUGCUUAGAAUCUGAGAAAAAUGGCAAAUAUGGAUAAUGAUUCUAGACAUCUUCUCAACUCUGAAGUAAAUCAUGAAAUAAAUCCUGGACCUAUGAAUAUCCAGUUUGAGUCAUCAGAUCUAAGAUCUAAAAGGCCUUUCUAUAUAGAGCCCACAAACAUCGUCAGCGUGAAUGAUGUCAUUCAGAGGGUUAGUGACCAUGCCUCUGCUAUGAACAAGAGGAUUCAUUACUACAGCCGGCUCACCACUCCUGCAGACAAGGCCCUGAUUGCUCCAGACCAUGUAGUUCCAGCUCCUGAGGAAUGCUAUGUUUAUAGUCCAUUGGGUUCUGCAUAUAAACUUCAAAGCUGCACUGAAGGAUAUGGUAAAAACACCAGUUUAGUAACCAUUUUUAUGAUUUGGAAUACCAUGAUGGGAACAUCUAUACUAAGUAUUCCUUGGGGCAUAAAACAGGCUGGAUUUACCACUGGAAUGUGCGUCAUCAUACUGAUGGGCCUUUUAACACUUUAUUGCUGCUACAGAGUGGUGAAAUCACGAACCAUGAUAUCUUCAUUGGAUACCACUACCUGGGAAUAUCCAGAUGUCUGCAGAUAUUAUUUUGGUUCCUUUGGGCAGUGGUCAAGUCUCCUUUUCUCCUUGGUGUCUCUCAUUGGAGCAAUGAUAGUUUAUUGGGUGCUUAUGUCUAAUUUUCUUUUUAAUACUGGAAAAUUUAUUUUUAAUUUUAUUCAUCACAUUAAUGACACAGACACUACACUGAGAACCAAUAAUAGCAACCCUGUGAUUUGUCCAAAUGCUGGGAGUGGUGGCCAUCCUGACAAUGGCUCUAUGAUUUUCCAUGCCAAUGACACAGAAGUCCAACAGUUUGAAAAGUGGUGGAAUAAGUCCAAGACAGUGCCGUUUUACCUCAUAGGGCUUCUCCUGCCACUGCUCAAUUUUAAAUCUCCUUCGUUUUUUUCAAAAUUUAAUAUCCUAGGCACAGUAUCUGUUCUCUAUUUGAUUUUUCUUGUUACCUUGAAAGCUAUUCGCUUGGGAUUUCAUUUGGAAUUUCACUGGUUUAUGCCAACAGAAUUUUUUGUACCAGAGAUAAGAUAUCAGUUCCCACAGCUGACUGGAGUGCUUACUCUUGCUUUCUUUAUUCAUAAUUGUAUUAUCACACUCUUGAAAAAUAACAAGAACCAGGAAAACAAUGUGAGGGACUUGUGCAUUGCUUACAUGCUGGUGACAUUAACUUAUCUCUAUAUUGGAGUCCUGGUUUUUGCUUCAUUUCCUUCACCACCAUUAUCCAAAGAUUGUAUUGAUCAGAAUUUUUUAGACAACUUCCCUAGCAGUGACACCCUGUCCUUCAUUGCAAGGAUAUUCCUGCUGUUCCAGAUGAUGACUGUGUACCCGCUCUUAGGCUACUUGGCUCGUGUCCAGCUAUUGGGCCAUAUCUUCGGUGACAUUUAUCCUAGCAUUUUCCACGUGCUGAUUCUUAAUCUAAUUAUUGUGGGAGCUGGAGUGAUCAUGGCCUGUUUCUACCCAAACAUAGGAGGGAUCAUAAGAUAUUCAGGAGCAGCUUGCGGUCUGGCCUUUGUAUUCAUAUAUCCAUCUCUCAUCUAUAUAAUUUCCCUCCACCAAGAAGAACGUCUGACAUGGCCUAAGUUAAUUUUUCAUAUUUUCAUCAUCAUUUUGGGUCUGGCUAACCUGAUUGUGCAGUUUUUUAUGUGAAAACGGUUUUCUUAAGAUCUUUCAUGGUAUUUUGAGCCUUGACAAUAGUUCUACAUAAACUCACUUGUAAAUGCUAUUGCUGCUGUAAUUCUAAAUGUUUUUCUAAAAUAAUUUGAAAGCAAAGGUCUAUUACUAAGUAUUUUUUAUUAGAGUGGGAAAAGGAUCAAUAAGAAUGAAUAGUCUCUUUACCUUUAUCAUAUUCACUUACCUCUUCAUUCUCAUUUGUCUUUUUUAAGUAGAUAUAUAGGAAAAAAAUCAUAGGGUGUCCUGCUUAGAAAUAUAAGGUAGGUGGAUUUAUUUUAGCUAUAAUAAGGAUUCUCAGGGUUUCACAGCAUUUGCUAGCAUAUUACUAGAUCCUGUUUCUGCUUUAUGUUUCCAUGUACUCAAUUUCAUUUUCAUUUUCUAGAGUAUGUCUAUAGGCUUAAACUUCUACCAUUUGGGACUGUAAACCAAAUACCUCAUUUAAAAAAAAAAAAAAUGCUUCCAUGGCAUCAGUGUUAAUAGAAUGAAUUCUUAACUGAAUCUUUAAUCUCUGUUUGAAGGGCAAAAAUUUAAAACAGUGUUAGUAUGAGCCUCAUAAUCAGAAAAUUAUGCAAAAUGAAUUAGGAGAGUUUGUAGCGUGUCUGACUCCUCCUUUAUUUCUAACUCAUUUUCAGUUUUGUAGGUUGAAAUUAUAGUUGCCCAAACCAGGUUUUGCAUUGGAGCAAGAAUGAUUGUCCCCAUAGACUCAGGGGACCCUUCUGCUUUUUGGAUCCCUGAAUUGCAGAGGCUGUCAUGACAGGCCCAAUGGGGAAAGCAUGGGCAGAGAGAGGCAUAUGAGGCCAUGCAGGGGAGAAAAGGAAAUGGAGAAGAGGCCUGGGAAGGUAAGGCUCUGCCCAGCAUAUCUUGACUCCUCUGGGAGUGAAAGUGGUUUCUCUACCACAGAGAAGGAUUCAUUCUGUUUAAAACACGACUUCCAAAAGGAGUCUGAAGUCUGGCCAGGCAGAGUUCAAUCCCCAUAAGAAAAACUUACAUCCAAAAAAAAAAAAAAAGAUUAAGAAAUCUGGAUUCUUAGAAUUAAGAAUCUUUUUUCUCUGAUUUUAGGCUAAAGUUCAUAAAUGUGUUGAUAAAGAUUUCACAUUCCAGGAUAAUGCGUAGAUUUGUAUUAUUUCCUUCCCUGCAAAAUAUGGGUAAAAUCAUAUUGUAUGCCUAGUAAGGAGCUCCAGAUUUAAGACCAGCCUUAAUUUCUUUAAGCAAAGUUUUCCAUUCUAUUCAUUGACCCAUAUGUCUAUAUUAAUGAUAAUUUAUAAUUCCUGAAGCUUUUUUAAAAGUCUCAUUAUUAAAAUUCUCAAACACACAUAAAAAUAGAAUAAUAUGGUACACACCUACACAUCCAUACGCAGAGUUUAGUAAUUGCAAGGCUUAGCUGCUUUUGCUUCACCUGUCCUUUUUGUUCUUUUCUACUGAAAUAUUUUUAUAGUCAAUCUCAGACAUUAUGUCAGUUCAUUUCUACAUAUCUUAACAUAUGCAGCUAAUAGGCUUUUAAACUUAGUUACAUUUAUUAUGGAGAUAGUCUCAAAGUUUUUGGUAGCAGAAACUGCUGGUAAAAAUUAGGUCAAUUGGAAAAUUCUGUAUUAGAUGUCUCAAUUCCUGUGUUAACCUCUCCAAGUAUAAGGAAUGAAGAAAUGACUCUGCUUGAGAGCCUCUGGAUUUAUAUGACUUACUCAGUUAAGAGAUAUAAGAUGCAACAACACUAGAGAGAUCUUCUAGGCUCAAUCCCUAUUUAUUCCUAAUUACUUCCCUUCUCUUUAUGAACUUUAGAGAUAAAGUUUUCAUUGCCUCUUUUCGAAAAUGUACUUGAAUGCUUUAACACAUGCAAAAAUGAUUUGAUGUGUUUUGCCCACUUAAUGGACAAAGGAAAUAUGACAAUUUCUAAAAUCCUGUUAGAUAUAUGCUUAAUGGCAUAAGAGACUAUCUCCUUUGGCCUGUUAUUGGCAUGGUUAAACUCUUUGUAUUUGAAUGUGUGUGUCCUGGCUCACACAUUAGCAUAACAAGAUAUGAAAUCAUUGGGAUCACAUGACAAUUAAUUUGAGAUUUUUCUCUACUGUCUAUCAUCUCUUUGAAUUUUCUAAUUAAGUUUCUUUCACUUUUUGCUCAGAUGAGGUUAACUUUAGCUGCUUUGAAGGUAGCUUUUUUAACAUACAACUGAAGGACACUAUAAAAUUUAAAAUGGUUUCUUUAGAGAGGUCUUCCUUAGAAAUUCUGUGGAAGAAUAUGUGGCAUAUGCCAAUACUAAAUUAGAAAGGACAAAGAAAAUGUAACUAAGUUUGAUACCUGUGGAUGAUCAUCUGAAAUCAAUUUCAUGAGCAAAUCCAAAAACUCAUGGGAGUACAAAAUAAAUUUAUCCAAAAAAAGAGACUAUAUUAUAUGGAAAUGCUUUAUAUACAAUAAGUAUAUUUUGUAAAUACUAUGUAAAGUCUAGUAGUACACUUUUUUGUUUCUCUUUGGAGUUCACUGGUAGAAUUUUUUGUGUUUUGAUAUACUCAUUUCCAUAAAUAUUGAAUAAACUACAAUGUUCUGUGCUUUGGAGGAGACAGAGGUGUAUAAGACAUCAUUCGUGUUCUAAAGGAACUUUCAAUCUAGUAAAGGACCUGUGUUCACAAUAAUGAAUGUUGCAAUACAGUUCAUGCUGAGCACCUUUGGUGGGCAUCCUAGGGUGGGUUGGUAAAGCAAGCUGAAUUAUGAAGCAACAGGGCCCGUUGUCAAGCUUCUCCUAAUAACUGUCCAAAAUUUAAAUUUUUUUAAUAUUUAUUUUUUAGGUGUAGAUGGACACAACACAAUGCCUUUAUUUUUGUGUGGUGCUGAGGAUCGAACCCAGGUCCCACCUGUGCUAGGCGAGUGCUCUACCACUGAGCCACAAUCCCAGCCCCCAAAAUUUUAAAUAUUUGAUAUGUUUGCCAGCAAACGGAAUCAUAUGUUAAGUAUAUUUGCUUUAACUUGGAUAAAUUUCCUCUAAGUCAAGUUUUACAAGAUGUGUUUAACUGCUUCUUCAUGCUGUUACUUUUUGCGUUCUUAGCACAGUCUGUUAUUCACUUCUGUGAGUCAUGCACAGCAAAGCCAAAUGAUUAAUAGGGGAAAUAAUUAGAAACAUAUUGGGUGGUACAAACAAAAACAUUCUAUAUAAUUUUCUGUCAGGCUGGGCAUGUAACUCAGUGGUAGAGCAGUUAUGUACCACAUGUGAGGCCCUGGGUUCGAUUCCCAACACACACACACACACACACACACACACACACACUUUUCUCCAGAAAUUUCACAUGUUUAAAUGUCAGUAUUCAUAAUCUCAAAUGUUUGAGCCGUUGAUAACAGCAGGAAAUAUUGAUGCUAUAUAUUUUCUUUACAAAUCACUGACCUUUUGCUUUUUAAAAUCUGGUAGUUGUUCUGUUUUUGGUUUUAUUUUGUGCUUUGGGGAAUGGAUCAAACCCAGGGCCUUGCACAUGCUAGCCAGCAGUCUACCACUGAGCCACGUCCCCAGACUUUGUUUUUUUCUCAGAUUCAUCCCAAUUGGAAUGUCCAAAACCAAAUUCAAAUCUAGUUGACACUUAAACAGUAGAAUGUGACAUUAGUUUGUAAUCCAAAAUAAAAUUAAUCCUCUUAAUGCACCCAAACUGACCUGACUGGCCCCAGUUUUAUACUUAACUGCCAUUUCACUUCAGAUUAUGUAAACACAUAUUGCAAAACAGCGCUGAUGGGAACCUCUUAACCUAAAUAGUAUUCUCUGAAAUGUAAUUUGUUUUUUCAUAGGAAAGUAGAAAUUAAAUCAGUAUUAUUUGAAAGAAAAAUAUUUCUGGGAUUUUGUUUACUUAAUUUUUGCUGGGAAAUGCUAUUGUCUCCUUGCUCUGGCCCCAGGACAAGAAAACCUUAGGUUCCAUCUUUUGCAGGGUCAGACUUCUCAAUGACUAUGACACUGCAGAUAUGCUUGGUCCUGUUUCUAGCAAAAUGUUGGUGUCAUCAUUUUCCAGAGUCCCUUAAGCCAAAAAAGGCCUCUAAAUUUUUGACAUCCCUAAGUAAAAUUACUUUUUUUUCCCCAACAUAAUUUUUAUUGAUUUCCAAGUUCUUCUGAAAAGGUAAAAUAAGGCUAUGUCUUUUUAAAAGAUUGGAAACUUCUCCAUUCUCUUUAUUGACCUCAGACCAUAUAGUACAGACCUGGGACAGGGGUGAAAAGGCAUUCACUCUCCAGAUUUUUCUUCCUUUGGUUCUCUGUCAAUACCAAGUGAUCUAGGCACUCAGUUUACACUUGUUUAAUUAACUACACAGGAUUCUUCUUUAGUAGAAAAUGGUAAGUUAAUUGCUAUCAUCUAGGAUUUUAUUCCAUACAUCUUCCCCUCCAAAAAUAUUGGGUCAGUCACAUUCAAAGUUAGUCACUCAGUUAAUAUUUGAAUACUAACUUCAUGCUAGAUCUUGUACUAAACACUGAGCUUACAGUGGUGAACAAGCCAGACGUGACCCUCACAGUUUGUCAUCCUUUGCAACUGAGUCGACCGUCUUCCUUAGGUAUCACUGAAGUUCCCACCUCCCUGUCUGUUGAGUGCCAUGAUGAAGCCACAUCAUACACAUUUUAAAAAGAUAUAUAUAGGAUAGUGAUGCUCACUUUGUAAAGUGAGCCGUGUUUAUCAGCAUAAUAUUUUUUCAAAUCCAAGGUUAAUUAUAAUCACAUUAAAAUUAGGUGGACAAACCUGGAAGGUGCCACAGAUGAAUAGGUGACUUUUGAGAUGAUGGAUUCUAGGUGAAUCAUUUUUGUUCUUGCUUUGACAUUUGCCUAGCAAAUUUUUCUAAAAAGAUGUCUAGGAUAGGGCUGGGGAUGUGGCUCAAGCAGUAGCGCGCUCGCCUGGCAUGUGUGCGGCCCGGGUUCGAUCCUCAGCACCACAUACAAUCAAAGAUGUUGUGUCCGCCGAGAACUAAAAUAAAUAAAUAUUAAAAAAAAAAAAAAAAAAGAUGUCUAGGAUAAAUCAUGGCACAGAAAUCUUGUGGAAGUAUAUCAGCACUCAACCAUGAGGUAGAAAACCUUCAAAUGGAUUACAAAGAGCUUUGAUUACAGGGACAGAUUCAGGUUUUAUGGAGCCCAAAGCUUAUAUAAUUUGGAGUUCCCUCUUUAAAGAAAAACAUAUAAAAUUAGGAGCCCCAAAUUAGGAAGGAGCCCAUAGAUGUGAGGAACUCUAGCUUUAGCUUUUUUAGCAUUAAAAUAAAUCACACACAAACCAUUCUAGGAAGAAGGGAAAUGUUUGAAAGCUGAAGAAGGAGUAAUCCGGAAAUGUUUCAGGCUCCCUAUUCAAUGUGUCAAACUUUACAUUUCUCUGCCACCUUUAAGAACUGUAUCUUUGCCGAGUACAUUGGUGCAUGCCUGUAAUCCUAGUGACUCUGGAGGCUGAGGGAGGAGGAUCGAAAGUUCAAAGCCAGCCUCAGUAACUUAGUGAGACCCUGUCAAAAAAAAAAAAAAAAAAAAUUGGCUAGAGAUGUAGGUCAGAGUUAAGUGCCCCUGGGUCAAUCCCUGGUACCAGGGACAUUUUUUUUUUUCCGACUGGAAAAUUUUUACCUGGCAAUGGGUUUUGCAAGCUAUUAAUAUUUUGUUGUUGCUGUUGUUGUUGUUUUAAUUAAUCUCUACAGAGAUAACAAAGAAUUCAAAGAAUGCUGUUUAAUUUUCAAAUAGUAGUCUUUGUCUACCUUAGGGAUGAGGAAUGUUUUAAGGGCCAUUGAUAAAGAAAACAAGUUACCUAGAGCAGAAUUAAAGUAAGGCAACAUUUAUUUAUUUAUAUUCCACCUUGUUCCUGAAAGGAAAUAUUUUUAUUCUCUUAAAGAAAAUCAACUUUAAAGGACUAACUUGAAGACUUUUUAGAAAGCAUUAGAAAUUUAUGAUAUUCCUUGAAGAGAGAAAACGAAAACUUGAUUCAAAUAAAUAAUUACUCCUCAGUGCCAUAUCAUUUAUAAUCCUGUACUGUAGAUAAAAGCCAAUAUUUAAUGCACAAAACUUUCACUAAUUAUCCUAGAUUUGGAAGUGCAAAGAUAAAAUCAGAAUAAGUACCAGAUUUCUCUUUAUUUAAUUGAAACUAUAGCCCUUCCCUGUAAAAUCUUUUAAUGCUCCAGUAGAAAAACAGGCAAGGGCCUUUGUAACAGAAAACUGGAAAUGAACAUGAGGAGAAAAAAGUUUAGCAACAAAUGACUUCUAGAUAGAUUUAUUUGCAACACACAAUCGCAGAAACGUUAUGCCAACUGAAAGAAGCCAACUGCAAAAUAACUACACUUUGUAUGUUUCCAUUGGUAUGAAAUCACAAUAAAGGACAAAUUAUAGGAAAAAAAAAAAGUAGAACAGUGGUUUUCUAGAACAGAGGUUAUCCAUGGGUAUAGGGGAACUUUCUGGGGUGGUAGAAAUGUUUUAGAAGUGGAUUGUGGUAUUGGUUGCCACUGUACAUUUACUGAAAUCAUUGAAUUGCACAUUGACAUUGCUUGAAUUUUAUGGUAUGUAAGUGAUCCCUCAAAGCUGUUUUAAAAAACUCAAACUCCGAGAGGGAGCUGGGGUCGUGGCUCAGUGGUAGAGCGCUUUCCUGGCACGUAUGAGGUGCCACAUAUAAAUAAAUAAAAGAUCCAUUGACAACUAAAAAAAAAAAUCUAAAAAAAACAAUUCAACCUUAUUAGUAGGAAAGGAAAAAUAAUGCUUUCUACUUGGUAAAUAACAAUAAUACCCUGACAAAGAUGUGGAAAGCGUACGCUUAUACACAGAUAAUGGGUGUAAAAGUGGUGCGGACUUUCUGAAAGUAAUUUGGGAAAUUUAUACUAAAACCUCAAAACGGGGCUCAGUGGUUGAGUGCUUGCCUUGCAUGUGUGAGGCACUGGGUUCAAUCCUCAGCACCACAUAAAUGAAUGAAUAAAUAAAUAAGAUUUUUAAAAUAUAUAUUUUUUUAAAAAGACCUCAUGUCAUUUGACUCACUUCCAAAGGAAAAUCCCAAUGAAAAAAUUGGACAAAUGUGGUCAGUCACUCAGAGAUGUUCAUCUCAUUAUUAUAUGUAAUGGAAAAAUUAGAAACAGUUGUCUAAUGUUAGGAGAUAAAUUAUGAAAUCUCCUUAUCAAUACUAUGUAGCUAUUUAAAAUGAUGAUGCUGAUGUAUAUAUGUAAUAAAUGUCACAAUGAUGUUUAUAAGGGGGGGGUUACAGUUAAAUAUGUAGAAUUAUAAAAAUAUUUGUUUAUACACACGCAUAGAAAAAGGUCUGGAAGUUUAACAGUUAUGAACACUGAUCACCUCUGGGUGCACCUUUUUAUUGUUUUUUGUUUAUCUAUAUUUUAUAAAGUUUUUAAGUAAAAUGUAUCAUAUUCUGUGGGGGAAAAGCAAUAAAAAUUUUUUAUUUAAAAAUAUCUUUCAUUGACUUCUCAUCACUUAAAACUGUAGGGACCAUUUUUGAUAUUAAGAACGUCCAGAAUGGAAAGUUCUGGGCUGGUGGGUGGCUCAGUGGUAAAGCACUUGCCUGACAUGUGUGAGGCACUGGGUUCGAUCCUCAACACCACAUAAAAAUAAAUAAAUAAAACUAAAGGUAUUGUGUUCAUUAAAAAAGAACAAAAAAAUUUUAUUAGUGCAUUAUAAUUGUACAUAAUAGUGCGAUUUGUUGUAACAUUUGUACAUACCCAUAACAAUAUAAUUUGGUCAACUUCAUGGAAUAAAAAUUCUUCAUACACCACAGUA